CACGCCCCGCCUACCGCUUCCAGAACGGCGGGGUCCGGACUGCCAGCCUACGCACGUGGUCUGUCCGUCUCCUGACUCCGCGAUCCGGCGCAGCAUGGCUCCCUCCCAGCUUGCCCUGUUCAGUGUGUCUGACAAAACUGGCCUUGUGGAAUUUGCCAGAAACCUCGCGUCUCUUGGUUUGAGUCUGGUCGCUUCCGGAGGCACGGCCAAAGCAAUCAGGGAUGCUGGCCUGGCAGUCAGAGAUGUGUCUGAGCUAACAGGGUUUCCGGAAAUGUUAGGGGGGCGUGUGAAAACCUUGCAUCCUGCUGUCCAUGCUGGAAUCUUGGCCCGCAAUAUUCCAGAAGAUGCUGCUGACAUGGCCAGGCUUGAUUUCAACCUUAUAAGAGUUGUUGUCUGUAACCUGUACCCCUUCGUGAAGACUGUGGCUUCUCCAGAUGUGACUGUUGAGGCAGCUGUUGAGCAAAUUGAUAUUGGUGGCGUGACCUUACUAAGGGCUGCAGCCAAAAACCAUGCUCGAGUGACAGUUGUCUGUGAACCAGAGGACUAUGCGGUGGUGGCUGCAGAGAUGCAGGGCUCUGAUAGUAAGGACACCUCCCUGGAGACCAGGCGCCACUUGGCCUUGAAGGCAUUCACUCAUACCGCUCAAUAUGAUGAAGCGAUUUCAGAUUACUUCAGGAAACAGUACAGUAAAGGAAUUUCUCAGAUGCCCUUGAGGUAUGGGAUGAACCCCCAUCAGACUCCUGCCCAGCUGUAUACACUGAAGCCCAAGCUUCCCAUCACAGUUCUCAACGGAGCCCCAGGGUUCAUAAACUUGUGUGAUGCUUUGAACGCCUGGCAACUGGUGACAGAACUGAGAGGAGCAGUAGACAUUCCAGCCGCAGCUUCUUUCAAGCAUGUCAGCCCAGCAGGUGCUGCUGUUGGGGUUCCACUCAGUGAGGACGAGGCCAGAGUCUGCAUGGUCUAUGACCUCUAUCCGACCCUCACACCCCUGGCCAUUGCCUAUGCAAGAGCAAGAGGAGCCGACAGGAUGUCUUCAUUUGGUGAUUUUGUUGCAUUAUCUGAUGUCUGUGAUGUCCCAACUGCAAAAAUUAUCUCCAGAGAAGUGUCAGAUGGUAUUGUUGCCCCGGGAUAUGAAGAAGAAGCCUUGAAAAUACUUUCUAAAAAGAAAAAUGGAAAUUACUGUGUUCUUCAGAUGGACCAGUCCUACAAACCGGAUGAAAAUGAAGUUCGAACACUCUUUGGUCUUCGUUUAAGCCAGAAGAGAAAUAAUGGUGUCGUUGACAAGUCGUUAUUUAACAAUAUUGUCACCAAGAAUAAGGAUCUGCCGGAGUCUGCCCUCAGAGACCUCAUUGUUGCCACCAUCGCUGUCAAGUAUACUCAGUCUAAUUCCGUGUGCUAUGCCAAGGACGGGCAGGUUAUUGGCAUCGGAGCAGGACAACAGUCUCGGAUACACUGCACACGCCUUGCAGGUGACAAAGCAAACUCUUGGUGGCUUCGACACCACCCACGAGUGCUUUCCAUGAAGUUUAAAGCUGGGGUGAAGAGAGCAGAAAUCUCCAAUGCCAUUGAUCAGUAUGUGACCGGCACCAUUGGUGAGGGUGAAGACCUGGUGAAAUGGAAAGCACUGUUCGAAGAGGUUCCUGAGUUACUCACUGAGGCAGAGAAGAAGGAGUGGAUCGACAAGCUGAGUGGCGUGUCUGUCAGCUCCGAUGCCUUCUUUCCUUUCAGGGAUAAUGUAGACCGAGCUAAAAGGAGUGGUGUGGCCUACAUUGUUGCUCCAUCGGGAUCUACCGCUGACAAGGUUGUGAUCGAGGCGUGUGACGAGCUGGGGAUCGUCUUGGCUCAUACAGACCUCCGGCUCUUCCACCACUGACCGUAGCCGACAUUGUUCCUGUUCGCAGAUAAUCGUGUGCGAUCUUGAAAGUCCUCUUUUUAAAGAGUCAUUUGUAUCUUAAUAUUUGGGUCUAUGGUUUUAGGUAGUUGGGUCUUACUUAUUUGAAAAGUAUAGCUUUUUAGCCUGAGACACCAUGUGCAGAGGCUUGUUUCUGCAAAAACCUGAAAGCAUCCCUCCCUCCUGGAGCCAGCUUUCAUGAAAACUCCCUGUGAGACACCUAAGCGCAGGUAACCAGGAGAAGCCAAGCUGCCUUAUGAUGACACGUCCCCCCCUGCGGACUGCUCUCCCCGGGGCUUCUUUCUUCGUGCCUCUCAGAAGCUUGGCUGUCUGUCAGGAGGCAAACAGCCAAUUAUCCCCUGGGAACUGGAUCCUUAGCGGGAUCUAGAUAAUGCUGAUACGCUCUCUCUCCAGAACUGCUUAAAACUUCUGUUAGCUACUUGGUAUACCUGUUUGGUACAAACCUACAAAUGGCCCAGUGUUCUACUAGAGCUUUUCACCCAAAGUGAGCAGAUAAGAACUCGGGGUGUGGGGGAAGGGGUGUCAGUGCCUCCCCGUACCAGGCAGGACAUAACUGGAUCUGUGUCCCUGUGUUUGUAGGCCUGACUGUUCACACAGAGGUUGCCUGUGGUCAGCUGUAACCUUUGGUCAGUUAGCUUUAUGUUAGUUUUGCCUUCUUUCCACUCCUCUAAAUAAAUUUUAAAAGGUUUUGGUUUUGUGGUUA
Molecule: messenger RNA, 2615 nt
Organism: Arvicanthis niloticus (Nile rat)
Lineage: Eukaryota; Metazoa; Chordata; Mammalia; Rodentia; Muridae
Gene: Atic
Product: 5-aminoimidazole-4-carboxamide ribonucleotide formyltransferase/IMP cyclohydrolase
Biological process (GO): 'de novo' IMP biosynthetic process
Cellular component (GO): cytosol
Molecular function (GO): IMP cyclohydrolase activity; phosphoribosylaminoimidazolecarboxamide formyltransferase activity
Source: RefSeq, a predicted model, not a curated record